Ictalurus punctatus (channel catfish) is the source of this 2367-nucleotide messenger RNA. RefSeq names its product histone H3.v1. Lineage: Eukaryota; Metazoa; Chordata; Actinopteri; Siluriformes; Ictaluridae. Gene Ontology annotation, molecular function: zinc ion binding; structural constituent of chromatin; protein heterodimerization activity. The transcript is spliced from 2 exons. The coding region runs from base 167 to 1867 and encodes 566 amino acids. The record is from RefSeq and is a predicted model, not a curated record. Gene Ontology annotation, cellular component: nucleosome.
UUCGGGAGCAGCAUCAUGUCUGGAAGAGGCAAGGGUGGUAAUUAAUACUCUCUUUUUGCAAGUGGUACCCUCGUUCGUAAUUUGAAACUAAAGACUUUAACGACAACAACAUCAACAACAAAAACACCUUUAACGAGGUGAUAAUUAUCGCCACCCGGGGUUCGGUAUGUCACCCCGUGUGGCCUCCUCGCCGUCGGCGGGGAGGCACUGGGUCAGACUACGUUACAGUGGAGAAGGAGAAGCGCCAGACAGGUCUGAAGUCGGAGUAAACCUUUUAAGUAGUCAAUGGAUAUCGACUACAGAUGUAUACUCUUUUAUUGCAAUGCCUAACAGAAAAGAGUAUGAAAUAUGUUUUACCAAAGAACAGGCACUUCAAACAUUUUCUCAAAUUUUUAAUAAUAAUACAGGAAGUGAAUUCUGGAAAAACUGGGAGAUGACUACAUCAGCUCCCCAAGACAUAAAGAGCAUUGUAGUAAAGUUUUGGACUGGGAGAAUCGCUGACUCGGAUGUAGAACAAUACCUCUUAAGGUUUGGUGAGAUACUGAACCCUGUUGACAAGCCGCUGGACCAGUUCGGGAUAUGGUAUGGAGUCAGGAGAUAUAAAAUAAAACUCAAGAAAAACCACGACGGAAGUAUAUUCCAGAUACCAAACUCCAUUUCCAUGGGACCAUACAAUGGAACGAUUACAUACCCCGGCCAAACAAAGCGAUGUUUUAUAUGUAACGAUUCCGACCAUCAGGCAAAGGACUGUGAGAAAACAAAGUGCUGGAAAUGCGGAAGCUUUGGCCACAAAGGAAAGAGUUGUAGAAAUACACAAGUAUGUAAUUUAUGUAAUGAAACUGGGCAUAUAUAUUUUCAAUGCCCAAAUUCUUACAGCUAUAAACUAAGAAUGCCGAAAAAUCAAAAAGACAUUGACCAGAAUGCAACACAAAACGCACAUAACACAGAGACCAAAACAAACGAUAAAGAGGAUAACAACUGGGAAGAAAAUAAACUACACGCAAGUGAGGACGACUCGACAUCUGGGAGUGACUCAAGCAGCACCGAUACCAGCGACAGCGAAGACAGCGAGGACUCUGAGAGCAGCGCCGAAUCUCUGACCCCGGAAGGGAGACGGAAGACACCGGAAGUACCUGCUGGAAGCAGCGGAGCAUCUCCGCCCAGUCUUUCGUCUGUGGAGAGACGGCAAGCAUCGGAGUUUCCUGCGCUAUCAGCUGUAGAAGUCGGCGAGACUCGGAUCGGCUCAACCCCGGAAGGAGGUCUACAAGCCCCAGAGGAGCCUACGUGCUCAGAGGGAGAGACCGGAGCGACCCAGAUCAUUUCUACACCUGCAGGAAGCCUACAGGGCCGAGAGGAGUCAUCAAAUCCAGCUGGUGAAAGUGGAACAACUCAGACAAUCGCCGACAACACAGGUGACACUGCGGACACUCCCACGCUGGCGAAAGAGCUCGACGCUAUGGCAAGAACCAAGCAGACCGCCCGUAAGUCCACCGGUGGCAAGGCGCCAAGGAAGCAGCUCGCCACUAAGGCUGCCCGCAAGAGCGCGCCGGCUACCGGCGGCGUGAAGAAGCCUCACCGCUACAGGCCCGGCACCGUGGCUCUGAGGGAGAUCCGCCGUUAUCAGAAGUCUACUGAGCUGCUCAUCCGCAAGCUGCCCUUCCAGCGCCUGGUGAGAGAAAUCGCUCAGGACUUCAAGACCGACUUGCGUUUCCAGAGCUCGGCCGUCAUGGCCCUGCAGGAAGCGAGCGAGGCAUACCUGGUCGGUCUGUUCGAGGACACCAACCUGUGCGCUAUCCACGCCAAGAGAGUGACCAUCAUGCCCAAGGAUAUUCAGCUGGCCCGCCGUAUUCGCGGAGAACGCGCUUAAACCACAACUCCGUCUAAUAUACACAAAGGCUCUUUUAAGAGCCACUUCCUCGUCUCAGAAAACAGCAAAUUUUCUUUUUUGGGCAGUUUAAGUAUUAGAACGUGGUACAGAGAGAAGGAACAGUAAUAAUAAUGUGUGUAUAUAUGUAUGUGUGUGUAAAUGAAGUGCGCGGCUUUCUAUUUUUAUCCACAUUAGAAAGGUUGGUUAUUCAUUUUGCAUUUUCAUGACAAGUAUAGACCUAUGAGUAUUACGUAAUGUUUGUUUUUAUAGAUGAGCCGUUAAUUGUGGUUAUGUCCGAACAAUACAAUGCACAGUAAUGAGCUGUGUCUGUAAAAUAGCUCAAACCUACCUUCUGUUUCGGGCGGCGUUGUGCUGGAUGGAGCUUGACUGCCCCCGUGUGUCCAAACUCGGGAACGGCAAUUUUCUAGAAGCGGAUUUCUGGGCAAGAGCUAUUACAUCAUACAUACAUUUCAUCCAUCAUCCCUUUUAUCCCGUCCAUG